AUGAGCUUCAAAGCCAUAAUAGCGUUGAGCGUCUUGGGUCUCGUCGGUGCCCAACAAACUCUGUGGGGACAAUGUGGAGGCAUAAACUGGACGGGCCAAACCUCUUGCGGUUCAGGGGCGGUUUGCACGUACUUGAAUGAUUGGUAUUACCAAUGUCUACCUGGGACGUCGACAAGCAGCAGGACAUCGACUAGUACGAGCAGCACCCGUGCAUCUACGAGUAACACAAGUAGCACGCGAGUCUCUACCACUAGUACGAGUAGCACACGUGUGUCUACGACUAGUACGACUAGUACACGAGUCUCUACCACUACGAGUAGUCCAAGCUCCACUCCUACUGGACGUGUUGGAAAGCUUCCUGCCCUCGGUUGGAACUCUUGGAACGCAUACCGAUGCGAUAUAAACGAGACCAAACUUCUCAAUGCAGCUAAUCAAAUGGUCUCGCUUGGAUUGAAGGCCGCUGGGUACCAAUAUGUCAACAUUGACGAUUGCUGGUCGAAUAUUAACGGGAGAGACCCUUCCACUCAACAGAUCCUCCCCGACUUGAACAAAUUUCCGAAUGGAAUGGCUAGCGUUGCCUCCAAGAUCCACUCGCUGGGAUUACUUUUGGGAAUCUACUCAGAUGCGGGAACCAAGACGUGCUCUGGAUAUCCUGGCUCUUUGGGAUACGAGGCGAUUGAUGCGGCCACCUUUUCCUCCUGGGGAAUCGACUACUUGAAGUACGACAAUUGCAAUGUCCCCUCCGAAUGGCAAGACAACUGGACAUAUCCUGAUUGGGGGCAAUCAAAUUCUGCGAUUCGGUACCGCCAAAUGGGCACCGCGCUGGCUGCGCAGUCAAGGCCGAUCCAGUAUAGCCUGUGCAUUUGGGGAGCUGCUCAAGUAUGGACCUGGGGCGCAUCAGUUGGUCAGAGCUGGCGAAUCUCUGGCGACUCCGCUCCGACGUGGAGCUAUAUCACUAGCGUGAUCGACAGAAACGUCGCAAUUAUCGACUAUACCAACUUCUACGGUCGUUCUGACAUGGACAUGAUGGAGAUUGGAAAUGGUGACUUGACGUUGGCUGAGGAAAGGACUCACUUCCUUAUGUGGGCUGCGUUGAAGAGUCCUAUACUUCUCGGAACUGAUCUAAGUCUCCUUUCCACGGAUCAGCUCAACAUCAUCAAGAACAAAGAAUUGUUGGCUUUUUCGCAAGAUGAACUUGUCGGAGCCCCAGCCAAGCCAUACGGAACUGCGACGACCACGCCUCCAGAGUACUACUCGGGUAAAUCUUCAAAGGGUGUCCACGUCUUCAUCAUGAACACUUCGUCAAGUACCUCGACUAAGACGAUUACAUUUGCAAAUGUUCCGGGUCUUGGAAGCGGUAGCUACAAGGUUCACGAUAUGUGGACAGGCACGGACGUAGGGACAUUUUCGGGGAGCUGGUCGACAAGUCUUGGCUCCCACGACUCUGGUGGGUGGCUGAUCACUCCUGCGUGA
Messenger RNA from Serendipita indica DSM 11827, 1473 nucleotides. The record is from the annotation of a GenBank genome assembly. Lineage: Eukaryota; Fungi; Basidiomycota; Agaricomycetes; Sebacinales; Serendipitaceae.